Brienomyrus brachyistius is the source of this 1064-nucleotide messenger RNA. RefSeq names its product nucleoside diphosphate kinase 3-like. Bases 103 to 612 code for a protein of 169 amino acids. Gene Ontology annotation, biological process: GTP biosynthetic process; CTP biosynthetic process; UTP biosynthetic process. Gene Ontology annotation, molecular function: nucleoside diphosphate kinase activity. The transcript has 5 exons. NCBI's taxonomy places the organism in Eukaryota, Metazoa, Chordata, Actinopteri, Osteoglossiformes, Mormyridae. The record is from RefSeq and is a predicted model, not a curated record.
GUCAGACUCGCAGGGGCACGCAGCGCGCGCGGCACAUGCGCGAGCAGAAACUCUCCACCCUUGCGCUGUUGCCGUUGGCGACACGCUCCGUCUGACGCCAUCAUGAUAUGUUUCGUUCUGACCGUAUUUGCUAACAUUUUCCAGACCGCCUGGACCGGCGUCUAUGAGCGAACCUUCAUCGCUGUGAAACCCGAUGGCGUACACAGACGCUUGGUGGGUGAGAUCAUUCGGCGGUUUGAGCAAAAGGGCUUCCACUUGGUUGGGAUGAAGUUAGUGCAGCCCUCAGAGCCCCUUCUGAAGGAGCAUUACUGGGACCUGAGGCAGAAACCCUUCUUCAGUGGACUAAUAGAGUACAUGCGCUCUGGACCUGUGGUUGCCAUGGUGUGGCAGGGCCUGGACGUAGUGAAGACGACCCGCAGGAUGCUGGGAGAGACUGACCCUGCUGACUCCCUCCCAGGAACCAUCAGAGGGGACUUCUGCGUGGAGGUGGGCAGGAACGUGAUCCAUGGCAGCGACUCUGUGAAGAUGGCACAGAGGGAGAUAUCACUCUGGUUCAACCCAGACGAGCUGAUCUGCUGGGAAAACAGCAGCCAGCCCUGGAGAUACCAGUGAAGAGCAUAGCAGCUAGCUGCUGGUAAACACGCUGCUGGCUCCUGUGUCUAUCGUUACAUACUGGCAGGACCCGUUUUGAUAUCUACGGCUUUCUGACUGUUCACCGCUCUUCUGCUGCGUGGUCGCAGUGCCUGUUACCAAGCAUAUCCUUGCUAUUGUAAUCAAUGGUCAUCUGUGGUAAGUUUGUAUUCAGGCAGAUACUCUAAAUGGAUGCUCAGGGUCACAGAAUCCCUUAUUUUCCACUCCAUAUUCAUAUGGCAUUGGUUUCAUUUUUUGUUAAAUCUAGUGUCAGCUGUUAAGAAUGAAAUGGACAUAAAGUAUGAUUUAUCGUAUGUAGUGUGAGGGCCUUUAAACACAAUGCCAUCAAAUAUAUACAUUUUGUUUUGCCACUGCAUGGAAAAUCUGAUUCUCAUGACCAAGAAGCUCAUCAUGAAUAAAACACUUUGACCAAA